Rhodofomes roseus is the source of this 1604-nucleotide messenger RNA. RefSeq lists its product as uncharacterized. The coding region runs from base 224 to 1399 and encodes 391 amino acids. Gene Ontology annotation, molecular function: protein binding. NCBI's taxonomy places the organism in Eukaryota, Fungi, Basidiomycota, Agaricomycetes, Polyporales, Fomitopsidaceae. The record is from RefSeq and is a predicted model, not a curated record. The transcript has 3 exons.
AUCACGGACGGCCAUCGCUAUGCCUCUGUCCCUAUAAUAGCAGGAGUCGCUGCACCGCCCUGACCCUCCUCGGGACCUCCGUCUGGCCGGCGUCCCAGGUCGACUAACUGCUGCAGUACAUACCAGCGGACCCCUCAGGCCACUCGGAUCUAAACACAGCUCGGACUCGGACACACUAGGACGCGCGGGUACAAGGCACGCCGCGGCGGUCGGCUAACGCGAGAUGGACCACGACCAGGAGCACCUCCAACCGGACAGCCCGCUCAUGACGAUGUCCCACUCGUUCUUGCACGAUGAGAUGCUCAAGCUGUCUAUCCCCGGCCCGAGCCGCGACCCGACGUACUACAUUGGCGAUGGGAACACGGUGCUGUUGGUGGACAAUACGUUGUUCAAGGUCCACCGGUCGAUCCUGAUGAAAGACAAGUCCGCCUUUGAGACGAUGUUCCAGCUGUCGGCAGAGACCGACUCGGCGCGCUCGGACUCCAGCAUGACCGUAACGGAAGGGGAAAGCGAUGACAACCCCAUACGAUUGCAAGGGGACACCGCAGACGAGUUCCGCGCGCUGCUAUGGGCAUUAUACGCAUUGCCACAUGAGCUCAUGUCAGCUACGACCUCCGACGCGAACUGCACAUUACUCGUGAACCUCGCGCGCGUCGCGCACAAGUAUCAAUUCCGCUCCGUCGAGACCUGGGUGCUCAGCGCCGUGCACAACUUCUACUCCCGCCCAGGCGCGUUCGACCCCGUGCCGACCACAACUCCCCCGACACUCCCCCCUGCGGCCCCCGCGAGCGCACCGCCCUCGCUCGAGCAGCUCACGGAGCUCGCCGCACUCUGCGAGCGGGCGGACCUGCUCGACCUCGCGAUCGCACGGUGGAAGAAGCAGAUCGGCGAGGGGCGGGACCUCGCGCUCGCGAUCAACAUCGGCGAGCGGCUCAGCCUCCGGCCCAUCCUCGGGCUCGCGUACCACGCCAUGAUGCUCAAGGGCCGCGCGCACUGGGAGACGGAGUCGACGCUCGGCCGCGACCAGCGCAUCCGUCUGCUGAGCGGGUAUUAUGCGCUCACGAAGCUCUGGGACGCCCUGCCCGCGCAGCCGCCGCCGCUGUCGCACUCCGCGCGGUGCACGGGCAACCAGAGGUGCAACAAGGCGUUUGGGCAGCUGUGGAAGUACGUGCUGGAGAUGGGCACGGAGGUCCUGCCCGGACUGCAGAGGGAGGACGUGCUCACGAAGCUGCUGCUCGCGGAGAGCACGAUGAAGAUGCUGUUGGAGAACAACGGGCAUCUGUUGGUCGGCGCGGACGGCCUGCCCGCGUGCAAGGAGAGCGCGCUGGCGGUGACGGCGUUCAAGGUACGGGAGUUCAAGGAUUCGUUGACGGAUCACUUUAUGGACGACGUUUGUUGAUUCGGGCUGUGUGCUCUCUUGGUUAUUAUGCGAUGCCCUUUGGAUUGGUUAUCUCGUGAUGCCACCGCUACUACUAUAUGCUGACUCGUGCCAUGCCGAUUUCGUUCCGCCUCGUGUAGUAUACCACACUCUGUAGCAUGGCCUUUCUGUACUUGUACAUCAAUAAUAAGCAGCUUGACUGUUCACGCGUUCACGGACGCUGCCA